CCCAAAAUGUUUUGCACCACUUAACAAAUCCCAGUAGCCAAAGGAGUACGUCUUCCCUGCAAAACAGACACGACCUUCGUUCCCACGUUGUCCCACGUAAGUUUGUAAGAGAGCAUGGUUCAGUUUUUUGUUCGUCAAUGAAACUAAACUGCGUCUAAAAACCAUGUCCAACAUCCCAACAUCGCUCUCUGAGAUUUGUCUCACACAGUUUCGCCUAGCGAUGUCGAUAGCAGACCCUUGGCCAUUCUCAUGAACCCACCGUACCCUAGCAUCUACCACCGCACAUACACACACCCACGGUCCUCUUCACUUUCAUUACCAUACACCACACACACCACACCGUAAAAUCUUUAUCCACCCUCUCCCCAAAUAUGUCCAAGAUUCGCGGAUUCAACCUCAGGAAGCGCCUCAUCCGGGUCUCCAAAUGGGUCUUCAGGAAGAUCCGGGUCCGGAGCGGACCCGGAUACCAUCGCCUGGGCAACUCUCCUCGGUCGUCCAUCGCUAAACUCCUCUCGUGGGGUCGCAAGCUGACGGCGGCCGCCAAGUCCUUCUUCCCAGUAUCAGUCGGGUCGGGUUACGCCCAAUUGGGAUCUGGUUCCGUGGUAGGAUCCGACCGGGACCCGACUGUGCCCAAGGGACAUCUCGCCGUAUACGUGGGGCAGAAGGAUGGCGAGUUGCACCGCGUGCUGGUGCCGGUAAUAUACUUCAACCAUCCUUUGUUCGGGGAGUUGCUGAAGGAGGCAGAGGAGGAGUUCGGGUUCCACCACGACGGUGGAAUCACCAUCCCCUGCCGGUUCACUGAGUUUGAACGGGUCAAGACCCGAAUAGCGUCCGGGUCUCGUCGGAGCAACCGUCCAAAAAGGUUUGCCUGACGAGAAUUGAAGUGAAUUUCUUUUAAUAAUUAUAUUUUUGGUACAGAGUUUUUUUUCACUGUACUUCCCCAUAAUUAAUCUCCAUCAUAAACCUUAUCACUUCUAGUGACUCUCUUCUUCCGACACUCUUUUUCACCCCUAAUAUUGAACUCAUGACAUAGAAAUGAGGUGACCCGUCCCUAACUAAAAUGAAAUAUUGCGUUUUAAGAUUCCUGUUUUAUACCUCGUUUCAAUUUGUGAGGUAAUUUGUAGCUUUCUGUUUAGC
Vigna unguiculata (cowpea) is the source of this 1137-nucleotide messenger RNA. Its product is annotated as auxin-responsive protein SAUR36-like. The record is from RefSeq and is a predicted model, not a curated record. Gene Ontology annotation, biological process: response to auxin. Lineage: Eukaryota; Viridiplantae; Streptophyta; Magnoliopsida; Fabales; Fabaceae.